GCUUCUCCGGCCAUCCCUUUCGCUCCGUCGCCGACCUUCGUCUCCUCUGCGCUCUGGCCGUUCGUCGGUCAAGCCACUCUUGCGCUUUCCCGUCCUCCUCGUUUUUACCUCCACUCCGUCCGUCCAUCCACCCCGCUCUAUCUCUCCCCUCCAUCCACCCUCCAUCCAUCCUCCAUCCGCCAUCCGCACCCACUGUCCUUGAUCGCUGCUCCGCUGGAUAUCUCUGUCCGAGUCCUCUGCUUCGUAACCCUCGCUGCUUCCUGCUUUUCUCUAUACAACCCUUCCACCACCUCUCUCCCUUCUCUCUCUCGCCCUCGCUCUCUCCCUCCCUUUGCCCAUGUCGGACCUGCGUCCCCCCAAGACCAGCGACGAGUUCGCUUACCGGGCAUUCGGCUUCUGUCGACAAGUCCUCUCCCAAACCAAGCAGCACAUCUUGGCCUCGCAAUCCCGGUCGGCCGCUGCUCAGCCCUCGGCCUCCAUGGCCUCGUCCCAGACCUUAGCCGACUCCAGCCUUGGCGACUUCAACUGCGGCUCCUCCCACUCGAGCAGCCUCCACUCGCCCGACGCCAUCGAUGAGGACGACCGAGAGAAUCCGCUGGGAUUCUCCCACAUCCAGCCGGCCCUGCCCUCGUCGCUCUCGGCGUUGCUCAACGACAUUGAAAACGCCAUCGAUGUCUGCUCCAUCGGCAUCUCGCUGCUGCCGCCUCCGUGGACCCAAGCAGCUCGGGAUGCGCAUCCGUCCAACCCACUCGCCCACAACAACCACAACCACAACCACAACCAUCACUCGGACGAAGGCGAGCUGGCCCUGCCGCUACCGCAUCACCCCUCCGCUGGAGCUUUGGCUGCCACCCAGCCUUUCCCGAACCCAUCUCCCUUGACCCCGCCCCAUCAGCUGCAUGACCCGCCGCUCGACCCCCGUGUCCUGUCGCAGCUGUCGCAGCUGUCUCCGCUUGGCCCGGUGCACCUUCCGGCUCCCGGAAUCGACCAGGCCAUGCUGCCCGUGGCAGAGACACGACUCGUCAGGAAGCAACGCAAGGCCAUUGCCAUUCCCUUCGAUGUUCUCGACCGCAUCUUCAUCCAUGUCGUCGGCACCGAUGCCACCCAGACCCUCUACAACUGCUGCCUCGUCAGCCACGGCUGGAACGCCGCCGCAUCGCCUGCUCUCUGGCGGUUCCCGGAAAUCGCCAACGAAUCGACCCUCUCUCGUCUCCUCUUCUCCAGCUUCACCAACCGUCGCCAGCCCUCGCUUCUCUAUGCCCCCGGCUCCUCCCCCGCCAGCAAGGUCUACUCUCUGACUCAACACAUCCGAGUCCUGGACCUCUCCAAGAUCGAACUCCAGGAGCCCCAGGACUCGGCCGUGCUGCGGCUCCUUGCCCAAAGCACAAAGAACCUCAAGUGCCUCAAGCUCGCCUCGCCCACGCCGCUGCAAUCCACCACCCUCUCCUACAUCUUCGACACCUGCAGCAACCUCGAAUCCUUCAUCUGCCGCCGCACCGUCGUCGAAUUCACUGCCCCCAACGUCGACCCGACCUCGCUGACCUCCAUCUACGAUAUCCACCCUACCGACGAGGCCUUCUUUGCCGGCCUGGCCCGUCUGAAAAAGCUGGACUUUUGGGGAAUGCGCACCAAGAUAGACCACCAGAAGGAUCAUGCCUUCUUCCGCAAGGUCGGCUCCUACAUCGGCCCCAACCUCAAGCAGUUCAACCUCACCGAUGUCGAGGAUGGCUCCGACGAAGCCAUCAGCGGCGCCCUCAGAAACGCCCAUUCGCUGGAAAAGCUGUGGCUGCAGCUGAAUCGCGGCCUCACAGGCGAGCAGGCCCUGCCCUUCAUCGCCGCCAACUGCCCAAAGCUCCAGUUCCUGUCGCUCAUGGGCUGCUCCAAGCUGCGUGAUAUCGGCGUGAUCGACAUGACCCGGCUCAUUGGCCACCAUCUGCAAACCCUCUGGCUCGACAGCUCUCCCAUCACCGACAGCUCUAUGCACGCCAUCACCAACCAAUGCACUGCCCUCAAGACCCUCUCCAUCGCCAAAGCCUUGAUUGCGAGCGAAGACACCAUCACCCAGUUCAUCCUCAUCCGCGGUAAGCAGCUCAAGGCCCUGGGUUUGCGCAAGGUCAAGGUCGUCUCCAAUGCAACUCUGCAGGAAAUUUUGAAGCACUGCCCGCAGCUCGAGGAGCUCGACCUCCGCAGCUGCGAACUCAUCAAACGCGAGGAGAUCGAGAUCUUUGUCCGCCGCAUCCAAGUCGGACGGUCACGUUUGAGAAGCCAUGCCAGGCUCGCAGCCUCCUCCAACGGCGUGGGCCACCACGCACGCCUUCCGCCCCUCGUCUUUCUCGACAUUGACACCCGAUGGCCAACCGAGUUCCAGAACGAGAUCAAGCGGGCCAUUCCUGGCCAGAAGGUGUAUCUGCCCGACCAUAUCUGCAGACGCAUUCACAACCACGGCUAAAGCCCAUGCCAUUGGUGUCUGAACAAGACAAUAUCCACCAUGUGUAUGAACAGUCGAGAAGAUGCAACAGUGAAGCAAGAGUCAAGGAAGCAGCGAAGGAAUUGGCAGCAAUCGAGGCAGUUGUAAAGGAACAGAGUUUCCUGCCCCCUUCACCAAACAAGAUAGUAACGAAUCGGUCACCAAAGAAGACAGAGAGAAGUA
Messenger RNA from Polychytrium aggregatum, 2650 nucleotides. RefSeq lists its product as uncharacterized. Gene Ontology annotation, cellular component: SCF ubiquitin ligase complex. Lineage: Eukaryota; Fungi; Chytridiomycota; Chytridiomycetes; Polychytriales. The transcript has a single exon. The record is from RefSeq and is a predicted model, not a curated record. Bases 338 to 2449 code for a protein of 703 amino acids. Gene Ontology annotation, biological process: SCF-dependent proteasomal ubiquitin-dependent protein catabolic process.